Penicillium atrosanguineum is the source of this 1995-nucleotide messenger RNA. Its product is annotated as potassium channel family protein. The record is from RefSeq and is a predicted model, not a curated record. The coding region runs from base 1 to 1995 and encodes 664 amino acids. NCBI's taxonomy places the organism in Eukaryota, Fungi, Ascomycota, Eurotiomycetes, Eurotiales, Aspergillaceae. The transcript has 3 exons. Gene Ontology annotation, molecular function: potassium ion leak channel activity. Gene Ontology annotation, cellular component: membrane. Gene Ontology annotation, biological process: potassium ion transmembrane transport; stabilization of membrane potential.
AUGAACGACCCUGGUCUGGACGAUGCGAUCGCUGAUGAGGCGGGUGCUCUGGAUAAUGGCUCCGGUCAGGCAUCUGCAGAGAACCGGGAAAGCACAGAAGUUGAUGUUUCGCAUCCUCAUGCAGCGCGAUGGUGGCUGGCGAGCACUGCGUAUCCGUUGGCGGCGGGAACAUUCGGGCCCAUGGCGAGCGCCUUCAACAUCUGUUCUUUAGGGCAAACCUGGCGGAUGACGCCUUCGGGAGAGGAUAUUACAGAUCCAAAAUGGGCCAUCGCAAUCAAUGCGAUCUCGCUGUUUUUUGCGCUUGUCGCCAACUUGGCCCUGUCACUUAAUAUGGCCAGGAGAAUCCGUUUCGCGGUUGCGCAACCGAUCAUCAUCGCCGGUUGGUAUUUAUCAUCAGGACUACUAAUCGGUAUCCUCAUUCCAUUCGGCGUUCUCAUGUACAAACCCGAAAAUGACGGGCACAUAUACACACAAGGCUAUUUCUAUGGAACCUUUGCAGCUGGUUUAUACUUUAUCAUUGCGUCCCUAAUGGCAGUGACGGCUUGGGGCGCCUCCAAGGGCCAUUACAGUCGGGAGUUCAAAUUGACGACAAGUCAGCGGACAUUGAUGCUCCAGACUAUCGUUUUCUUCAUUUAUCUGCUUGGAGGCUCCGCCGUUUAUGCAAGGGUAGAGGGAUGGAGGUUCUUGGAUGCUCUUUACUGGGCCGACUACACCUUGCUCACUAUCGGCGUGGGUAACUUUGCUCCUGCAACGCACCUUGGACGUGGUUUGCUGUUUCCAUAUGCUGUUGGGGGCAUUGUGAUUCUUGGUCUCAUCAUCUCUUCAAUUCGAACCCUGACACUGGAGCAUGGUCGCCAAAAAAUCGCAGCUAUGCUGACUGAUCGAACUCGUCGCCUUAUUGUCAAAGAAGCUUCCUCGGAGAAAAACCGCCUAUCUGGGAUAGUCCCAUCUUUAAACGACAAUGAUCCAGCCAUCGCGCAGAACGAACGUGAAAAACACAAGCGAGAGUUCAUUACUAUGCGACGCGUCCGACAGCUCGCCGAGGUGCAGCAUAAAUGGAUCUCACUUGGAAUCUCAUUGACUACCUGGAUGGUGUUAUGGUUUAUCGGUGCAGUGGUAUUCUGGCGCUCGGAGUCAUAUUUCUCUUGGUCAUACUUUGAAGCUCUUUAUUUCGCCUACACAACACUAUUAACCAUUGGAUACGGCGACAUCUACCCAGUAAGCAGUCUGGGCAAAGCAUUCUUCGUCUUCUGGUCUCUUCUCGCAGUACCAUCAAUCACAAUUCUAAUAUCCAACAUUGGCGACACCCUCAUCCGCUUCCUACGGGAUGUUACCCUCUUCCUCGGUGAAAUCACCAUUUUACCCGGCGACGAGCCAUUCCACGACCGCGUGAAAGCAUUACUCCACAUCUCCUGGAGAGACAAGUGGCUUCAAGAAACAACGGGCGAAAAAGACAACGCCGAAGAUAUGUUAAAAGAAAAUGGUCAUCGCGUCGACCAAGCCAAGUCCACAAAUCCAAGAGUCAUGGAAUCAGAAGAACACAAGAAAGAAGAACGCGCCCACGAACGUGGUGAUAUCGCUGCUGAGAAUAUCCACCAUUACCAUUACCUCCUCUUCCGUGAAGUUCGCAAAAUGACAGACUUCGCCAUGAGCGACAUGGCCAAACAAUUCGAUUAUCUCGAGUGGGAGUACUAUCUCGCCCUGAUCUCAGGCAAACAUAGGCCCUCGGCUCCUGGGACGAAAGAUGAUAACGAGAGUGACGAUGAAGCGCAGCGCGUUUUACGUGAUUGGAGUUGGAUUGAUCAUAAAAAUCCUUUACUUGGGGAGAAGAGUGAAGUUCAGUGGUUACUCGCGGCGUUGACUGAUGCGUUGGAUCGCGAAUUGAAGAAGGCGAGUCAAGUUCUCAAUUCGUCUGAUGUUACUGAUGAUGAUGCAAAUGGGUCGGAGAUGGAGGAAGAUCAGAAUUCUACUUUGGAUAAUCAGGAUCGGACAUAG